This is a messenger RNA of Bombina bombina (fire-bellied toad), 1533 nucleotides long. RefSeq names its product acid sensing ion channel subunit family member 5 (gene ASIC5). The record is from RefSeq and is a predicted model, not a curated record. Lineage: Eukaryota; Metazoa; Chordata; Amphibia; Anura; Bombinatoridae. The transcript is spliced from 10 exons. The coding region runs from base 1 to 1533 and encodes 510 amino acids. Gene Ontology annotation, molecular function: ligand-gated sodium channel activity. Gene Ontology annotation, cellular component: membrane. Gene Ontology annotation, biological process: sodium ion transmembrane transport.
AUGAAUGAGAGUAAUCAAGACAGUAGGGGAGAUAAGAUAUUUGUAGAGGAAAUCCGAAGAUUUUUAGAAAAGAUCCGACUUUACCUUAGAAAAAACUGUCCUCCUUCUUUGGAAGAUCAAAUGAAGUAUAAUCAUGAAUUUGCUCUUUCAACUUCAUUUCAUGGUGUCCAUAAUAUUGUUACAAGAUUUAACUCAGAAAUAAAAAAUGGAAACAUUCGUAAAGCAAUCUGGAUUUCUGUCGUUUUUCUGUCAAUCAUCACAGUCACAUGGCAGAUCUGCAUUCGUGUUAUCAAUUAUUUUAGCUGGCCGACUACUACAUCAGUAAUAGUUCAAUAUGUUGAAAACAUUGAAUUUCCUUCUGUUACAUUUUGCAAUGUAAACAGGUUCCAAACACAAGCAGUGAACAACCUCAGUGUUGCAUUUUUACUUUGGAAUCUUGUAUCUGCUGUUCUCCAUUUAUCAUGUAUUUCCUGUGAUUCAGAAAACUUUCAAGAAGUAAUUGAUUUUCUGCAAAGCAACCAAAAUUUCAGCAUUAAAGAGUUUACCAGGAAUUAUGGAUUUUACCUUGAUAACAGCACGCUGCUCAAAUGCAAUUUUUUUGGUAAUCCAUGUUAUCCUGAGGACUUUAAACAUGUUUUCACAGAGUAUGGUAACUGCUUCACUUUUAACCAUGUUGAUAAUUUGAAAAAGAGAAGAAUAAGCAGUUCAGGAAGAGGCUUAAGUUUGCUCUUUGACAUAAAACAGUCAGAAUUCUCUGAUGAACCAAUUCUGGGUUUUACUGAUGCUGGAAUUACGUUUGUUAUACAUUCCCCAGCUGAACCACCAAGAUUUGAUGGUUUAGGAUUACAUAGCCCUGUAGGGAUGCAUUCCCAUGCCGCAAUACGCUAUUUUAAGACAAUUACACAGGAAUAUCCUUGGGGUGAAUGUGAUCCUAAUUUGAAACUCAGCUACUAUGAUCUUUACAGUACUUAUGGAUGUUUACAAGAGUGCAAAUCAAAUUAUAUACAAAACAAAUGUGAAUGCUUACCAUUUCUUCUUCCAGGCAAUGGAAAGGAAUGCGACAUUCAAGCAUUGUAUACUUGUGUUACACCAGCACUACAUAAUAUUGAAAGAUAUGAAACAUGUACAGUAGGUACAUACAAUUCCACCUGUCCGAUACCCUGCGAAGACACAGAUUAUCCUGCUACUAUUUCAUAUUCUACAUUUCCAAGUGAUAAAGCCGCUGAAUUUCUUUCAGUAAAGUUAAACAAAAGUGCUGCAUAUAUGAGGAAUAAUUUAGUGUAUAUUGAUAUCAAAUAUAACGAAUUAAACUACAAAAUAACCAAACAACAGAAGGCUCUGACAGCAAGUGAACUUCUCUCUGAUAUAGGUGGCCAACUUGGCCUGUUUUGUGGAGCGAGUAUGAUCACAAUUAUAGAAAUUUUGGAGUAUAUGGUCACAAAUUUGUACUGGCUGUCCAUAUUUCUACUUCUAAAGACACCCAAUAUGCCACACCACCCACCAGGAUACAGAAGAGACAUACAGGAAUCUUAA